AAAUGAAAGCCUUUUCAACCCUCUUGCGCAAGAAUAAUAAAUCAGCUAGCAUUGUUAACGCUGCUAGAAACUUCUCAACAAAGAAUAAUACUACUCAAAUUGCUAUUACCAACAGAGAUGCUGCCAACAAGGCUUUAGAUGAAGAAUUGGCCCGUGAUGAAAAAGUUUUCAUUUUGGGUGAAGAAGUUGCUCAAUACAAUGGUGCUUAUAAAAUUACAAAGGGUCUCUAUGACAAGUAUGGUGCUCAUAGAGUCAUUGAUACUCCAAUUACCGAAAUGGGUUUUGCUGGUAUUGCUGUUGGUGCUGCUAUGGGUGGUUUGAGACCAGUUUGUGAAUUCAUGACAUUCAACUUUGCUAUGCAAGCUAUCGAUCAAAUUAUUAACAGUGCUGCUAAGGGUCGUUAUAUGAGUGCUGGUCAAAUCAGUUGUCCAAUUGUUUUCCGUGGUCCAAACGGUGCUCCACCUGCUGUCUCUGCUCAACACUCUCAAGAUUAUGCUGCUUGGUAUGCCAACUGUCCAGGUUUGAAGGUUGUCUGUCCAUGGAGUGCUGAAGAUUAUAAGGGUUUGAUGAAGGCUGCUAUUCGUGAUGAUAACCCAGUUGUUGUUUUGGAAAGUGAAUCUUUGUAUGGUCAAACUUUUGAACUCUCUGAUAGUAUUUAUAAUGAUAAGGACUUUGUUAUUGAAAUUGGUAAAUCAAAGGUUGAACGUGAAGGUAAGGACAUUACCCUCGUUGGUUAUGGUCGUGCCAUGAAUCACAUCUUUGCUGCUGCUGAUAAGCUCGCUCAAAAUGGAAUUAGUGCUGAAAUUAUUAAUUUGCGUACUAUUCGUCCAAUGGAUAUGGUUCCAAUCAUUGCUUCUAUUAAGAAGACUAACAGAUUAGUUACUGUUGAAGAAGGUUGGCCAACUUGUGGUAUUGGUGCUGAAAUCAUUGCCCAAGUUAUGGAAUCAGAAGCCUUUGACUAUUUGGAUGCUCCAGCUUACAGAUGUACUGGUGUUGAUGUUCCAGUGCCAUAUGCUGAAAAUAUUGAACAAGCUUGUUGGCCAAAUGCUGAUGUUAUCAUUUCUGCUGUUAAUAAGACUCUC
Molecule: messenger RNA, 1082 nt
Organism: Naegleria gruberi
Lineage: Eukaryota; Heterolobosea; Eutetramitea; Acrasida; Naegleriidae
Product: pyruvate dehydrogenase
Exons: 2
Biological process (GO): pyruvate decarboxylation to acetyl-CoA
Molecular function (GO): pyruvate dehydrogenase (acetyl-transferring) activity
Source: RefSeq, a predicted model, not a curated record